Porites evermanni is the source of this 5670-nucleotide messenger RNA. NCBI's taxonomy places the organism in Eukaryota, Metazoa, Cnidaria, Anthozoa, Scleractinia, Poritidae. The record is from the annotation of a GenBank genome assembly.
AUGGUCGCUGUUUUGUUUGUUUUCACUGCUCUCCUUGCCGUCCUUAUCGCUGCAAUCUUGCGUAUGUAUUUCAAUCAGCUUGUUCCGGAAGGACUGCCUGUCGAUCAACACCAUAAACUCCGAAUAGUGGGGUUGAUCACAAAGCUUACGGGGAUGGUGGUAAGUUUAUCAUAUUAUAAGCUUUUUAAUGUUGUCGUUUAUUCCAAAAGUAUAAUGUAACUUUCCCCUUUGAAGUUGCUAUCUCGCUCUUGUGAUUUUAUAGCUAUUUUAUUGAUAUACUGACCAACGUGCAUUCCAAUGAUUCCUUAUUUUGCACAUGCAGGUUCCGGGUUUGCGAUGUGAUGUGCGUUCUGUAUCCUUGACCAUAACUAGCCAGAACAAAAUAUGUUAUCCCCUUUCUAUUUCAGGCCUGAACCGCUGUUCUCAGGAAAUAAAUGCUAAAACACGUACCUAAUUUUCCGGACCCUGGUUCUGGAGACCAUAAAACCUACCCCAUCUAUUUUUAUUUCCAAAAAUGUUAUAAGCUUAAUGCCCAAUUUCAGAACCCUAUGGGGAGGUCAUACAUACUCGGGAGCCCCUCCCCAGUGGAUUGUGCUGCUGUUGCAGAGAUGUCAUUUUUAAAUUUGUUUGGAAACAUAUUUCAUCACUCAUCAUUCACAUCUACCAUGGAAGUUAUCAAAAUGAAGGUAUAUCUAGGGAAUAAUAUCUGAUUAUUUGGGCCCUAGAAUUAUAGGAGAAAAAAUGAUAAUCUUCAAUCUUUUUUAAAGGCGUACCUUGCAUCGUUGCUUGGCAUUGGAAGUGUUAUAAACAAUAUUCGUCAGAUCCAAAGUGCCUUAAGUCGCCUUCAGAAUGUGUCAGACGAUCCCUCACUUCAAAUCAAGGACUUCAAAAUUGCCCAUGUUCCGGUUCGUCUAUAUAAACCCAAACAAAAUAUAGUUGAUGGUACAAAACAAAAAUGUGUGGUGUUCUUUCAUGGUGGAGGUUGGAUUUUCCUUAGUAUUGGUGAGUUAAUACCAAAGCCAAAGCUGUUAAACCAAAUAAAUAAUGGAAAGGCAAAUAAAUGCUUUAAUUUAUUAAAAAUAAACCAUAUUACACAAAGGUUGUACAUAAAGAAACAUCCACUGUAUAUGAUAACCAAUAAGUUGCACUAUUUGUGUAGGGUCCUUUUGGGGGUAAAAUAAAGGCAAAGCCACAUGGAUUAAAAAAAAAAAAAAAGCAUAAGCAUUCCCAUUCCUCUUAUGAGGGAGUUCCUCCCAGGAUCAAAAGCCUUUCUGUGGCCCAGCAAUUCAUGGCAACCACAGAAACAUGAUCACGCCUUGGCUCCAUCAGGAAGCUGAUACAGUCUUGUGUCACUCUUCAUGGGCACCCAACAACCAAAUUUUUUAAAAUAGUCAGACGAAUAGAAUAGUCUCAGAAACUUUUUUUCCGUCCAGAUGUCUUGAAUAGGGGAACUUUGGUCAUCUCAAAAGUUUUAGGUGGCUCUUUUUGUCCCAUCCCAAACUGUCAGAACCCAGAUGGGUGUGGUCAAAAGUUUGAGGACAUAUUGGAGUAGCUGUCCAUUCACAAGAAGAUUCUAGGAGAUGUUAAUUUUGUCUUUAUAGCAAAAUAUUUUCAGGAGACUCUUUUUAACAAUAAAAUAUUUCAUUAAAGGGGCUGUGUCACGGCAAUUUUUAAUUUCAUUUUUUUAAUUUUGUCAAUUACUUACCCUCAAUCGCUAUGGAACUUAAAGUAAGCAAAGAAAUUACAGGUAAAUGACAAAAUCAGAGAUGAGAGACAAACAAAAAUGUCUCCUGAGCAUUAUUUUUGAAGUUGCAAGCAGCAGGGAUCACCUUUGAAAAACUGUUAGGCUGAACAGUUUUCCGUUUCAGUCUUCCUCAGAUUUGCCCAUCCGUGGCAUCUGUUGUUUCUGUUAUGUUAUUUUAACCUUCCUUUAAAGUGUUAAGCGCUUAUUUUUACGUUUCUCUUAAUUAACGGGCGUUUUGUAAUUUCCUAAUUUGGCUGAAUUUCGUGACACAGCUCCUUUAAUUAUGCAAUAUCCUGGUAAUGAAGUAUGAAAAACACAACCUCCAAAAACUGUAUGUAAGUUAGUAGAAAAACUGCAAACAUCUUGGCCUUAAAUUUCUUACCUUUACAAAUUCCUGGUUGCCCUAAUUUUGAACAUUAUUUUACAAAAAAAAGACAUGUGGAUGCCUCUGACUCUCAGUACUUUUAUUUUAACCCUUUAAAACCCUAAGAUCAAAAUUUGAAUUCUCAUUUGUUGCCCCUAUUCAUUUCCUACAGAAGUAGUGGUGAGAAGUUGAUAAAAUAUUAAGCAAAUUUAUCUUAUGUGAUCAUGUCCAUAAUUCUCAUGAGCACUCUGUUUUACAAAGCAUUGAUAUUAGAAGGAGAAAUUUGAUGCUGACCACUCUCAGGGCUUAAAAGGUUCACUGAUUUCUUACUUAUCAUGAGUCUGUUCCUUUUAGAUUCUUACCAUUCCGUCACUCAAUAUAUGGCUGCAAAUGCUGGAGUGGUAGUUGUAUCUGUUGGGUAAGAUAUUCUAGUACAUUGACUGGUACUUGAACUUGCAUAUGCAUUGCUGCUUGUUUAAACAUGCAAUAAUAAUUAUUAUGAUUUCUAUUGAACGCAGGAUAAUUUAAUCAAGAAGUCAUUCUGCAUGUGUAAACUUAAUGUUACCCACAAGCCAAUGGUAAAAUGGGCAACAAAAACAUGGAAUUUGUUUUGUAACACGAGCACUGCUACAAAACGAGUGAACCCUUUAAGUUCCAAUAGUGACCAACAGCAAUUCUCUCCUAAUAAUGUCCAUACAUUGUCAAGAGAUAAGGUUGUGAGAAUAUAAAAAAUGAUCAUGAAAGAGAAAACGCCUUGAUGUUUUAUUAAAUUCUCUCAACUAAUUCUUAAAGGAAAUGUAUGGAGAUCAGUUUGGAGAAUUUGUAUGUGGAUACUGGGGCUUAAAGGGUUAACAAACAAUAUUGCACUUUUUAUCAUGCACGCUCAAACCUGUUUUGCAACUUUAAAUCAGCUUGUUACAUUAAGUUAUGUGAAUACUGACUUCUGAUUGGAUAAGUUUUGUGGGAGUCAAGCCAUACAUGAGUUUAUUACUCGCUGCAAAAAGUUUGUCUUCAAGGUUGGUAAAAUGUGCAACAUGUACAGAUUUUUUUGUAAAAAGUAGAACUUCUCUCUACUUUCUGCAAUAACUGCCUUCUUUUGCAACUUGCAACAAGCUGAUUUGUUGCAAGAUAGGUUGAUUUGGGGAUGGUUAAACAUGCAACACUGCUUUUCAACUUGUUUUGGAACAUUGGUGCCAAACAAGUUGCAUAUACCUGCCAACUCUCACGCCUUAGGCGUGAGCCUCACGCCUGUGGGUUGAAAACUUGGAUCUCACGCCGGCUCACGCUUGCGGGCCAAUUUCUCACGCCUGAUUGAAAAAUGUGAGUUGUUGCCAUCUUGCUUGACACAAUUUUUAAAAAUAUGUUAACUCAGACCCAUGUAUUAAAGGAACGAAAACCAUGUGUAAAAUGAAUAAAUGACAAUACCUUCCUCACGAUCUCUGAUUUUGUGGAUAAGCAUUUUCUCGAUAACUUCGCCUUCGGCAGACUUCGGACGUCUUUGGAAGACUUUGGACGUCUUCGGAAGACUUCGGACUUCUUCGGGAAUCUUCGGAAAUGAUCGUGUCGUCUUCAAAAAUCGCAGCACUCCCGGGAUAAAAAUCUCACGCUAAUAUCUCAGAAAAAGUUGGCAGGUAUAAGUUGCACAUUUUUGUCACCCAUUUUACUGUAACUUUACAUAUAUACACAGGUACAGGUUGGCACCUGAGAACCCCUUUCCAGCUGGUUUUGAUGACUGUGUGGAAGUGGUGAAAAGUCUUCUUGAAACUGGAGAUGAGUAUGGUAUUGACACGAACUGUAUAGUGUUAGCAGGAAGCAGUGCAGGUGGAAAUUUGGCAGCAGCUGUAACUCAUCAUUUACACAAUGAGAACAGAAAGCUGGCUGGUCAGGUAGGUUGUCUUAAAAAAAAAUGUAGAUGUUUUAUUGCAGUUAAUGAAGUGGCCUCCCACAUAGACGUUCUAAGGGGUUCGUCUGGCAUAAGGAUCAUCCUCGGAGACCCAGGGGCAGUUAGUUAAAUGUUCGUGGUAAAAGUUUAGACCUGACUAACUGCUCCUCGGGUCUCCGAGGAUGCAUUAGGAUUACUCAUGGCGAGCCAAAAGAAUGCCUGCGGGGGUGGCUCUUGAUGGAGAACAACGCUUCCUAAUCUGGUGGUUGCCCUGUGAUUUUAUGGGGGCCUGUGCAACCAAGAAGGACAAGACAAUUUUUUCAGUCCCCUUAUCCACUUCCAGCUUAAAGUGAAAAGCACACUUUUCUACCCCAUGUUACUAACAACUAAUAAUUUUUUUUUUCAAAAAAUAAAUCAAUUGGCAGAGAACAAAAAUAAGUUGGUUAUCUGUAAGCACAUCCAAUGAUAAUGGCAACAGACCUCUUUAAUUUCUAGCGUUUGUUUUACCAAUGUAGGUCAUGUGAUGAUGAGAACUGUUUCUUUCAGAUUUGUCAUAUUUUCAGAUGCAUUAUGUAUAUGAAUAAUUUAUGAAAAAACAAAGGGGAAAAUUAAUUUCCUCUGAGACCUUCAUUGGGAAAACAAAACGUACUUUUCUUGUAAGCUUAAGAGGUCUAUAGGUUAAUUAGCAUAUAUAAGUUGUCAUUAACAAGGCAAAGUUUAAAAAGCGUCACGUUUGAAUCACAGACUCAAACAUUGAAGCUGUAAAAGUGUCUGGACCAGCAAAAAUGCUGCUCUUAAGAAUUUGCUUUAACGGUGCAGCCUGUGCUAGUGCAUUUUUAAAGUUUUUGUUUUUGAGGAGAGGAAACAACCUGGGUUCUUGGAGGAAGUAACCUCUAACAGCAAGGAAAAGAACUAACAUCAAGCUGAAGUAAGCCUUUUGUUAUUUUUCAGAUCCUUAUAUGUCCUUUACUACAGUUCAUGGAUUUGAUGCUGCCCUCUUAUCAAAAAAACAGUUCUGCUGUUCUCUCUAAAAUAGAAGUGGCAUUUGCUUGGUCAUGUUAUAUUACCGGCACAAAACGGAUGUCUCGUUCGAUUGGUGCUAACAAGCACUCAGCGCAUCUUUGCAACACAAAGUAUUCAAAAUUCAUUGGUGUUUGUGAUGGUGAUGUUGACAAAGUUCAGAAAGAACCACCAAAAGAUAUUCCUCAGGGAAUUGUUGAUGCUCUUACUGAUUACAGAACGUCACCUUUAAUAGCUGAUAACAUGACUGGCUUACCCAAAACUUUGAUAAUCACUGCUGAAUUUGAUGUUCUCAGAGAUGAUGGACUGUUGUACAAGAAACGUUUAGAAGAAGCUGGUGUACCUGUGACACAUCAUGAAUACAAGUCAUUCCACGGCUUUCUACAGUUAAGAAGUGACAAGAAGAUAUGCGCUUCAGCCAAAGAAAAUAUUAUCAAAUUUUUGAAGGAAUUGUAGAGCAGUAGUUUAUUGCUGGGUCUUAGAAACUGCAUGGUCUUUGUAGAGAGUUAGGGUAAAAUUCUGACCAGCAACAUAACCUUGAAACAGCAACAUAGGACAAACCCAAUGGGGGAAAAACGAGUUAACGACAUAUAGUUCGGUUGAAACUGUGACGAGGACAGUUUUAUUAUUGUAAAAUACUGACUGGGGCAUGGCUUCCUC